Molecule: messenger RNA, 2892 nt
Organism: Oncorhynchus gorbuscha (pink salmon)
Lineage: Eukaryota; Metazoa; Chordata; Actinopteri; Salmoniformes; Salmonidae
Product: KIAA1549-like b
Exons: 17
Source: RefSeq, a predicted model, not a curated record
GUUCUGACCAUCCAUGUGAGAAGGAACCGCCUGGACAGCAUCCAGAGACAGAACCUGCGUAGAGGGCUGACCCAGGCUCUGAGUAGAGCUCUGAAUGACACCACUGCCCAGGCUCAGGUGGAGACUGUGUUCGGCUCUCCCAACGUGACGGUGGGCUACCACGUAAUUGGAGCAGACAUGGUGUACCCGCCCUCUGUGGUGGUCGAGGCACUUCACUCCUACGGCCGGGAUAGGCUGAUGGGUGACGUGCGACAGUUUGUCCCCAUGGUAACGGCGCUGCCCAACACAGCCGCACCAUGGAAAUCCAGCCCAGCUAUCAGCCUCCAGCUCAAAACAGUUUUGCGCUUUGUAGGUCCAGGAGAUGACCCGCGUUCCUGUCGGUUCUCGCAGAUGAUGGAACAGAGGCUGGAGAACGUGUUCUCUGAGGCCCAGGCCAAAGUCCUGGACGUCCACACCAGACUCUCUGUCCAGAUGCUUGGUGUUUCUCAGUCAGUUGGUUCUCCUGCUGUGUCUCUGGUCUACAUGGUGAGGAACGGGACCGCCCCUCUCAACGGCACCGCCGCCUCGAACCUCCUGGGUCAGCUGACCGCCGAGAUGGUCGGCUACUUCCUGUUCUACCCACCGCUGGUCAUUGCUGAACCAUUGGAAUACCACAACCUCAAUACCUCAAUCGCUACCAGAGACUUCUGGGUAAUCACAGUCAUCCUGGAUGUGGAUAACUCAUCUCUGGAGAGCCAGUACCAGAGCUUUGCCAGUCUCAUGGAGCAGCGCCUGGCUGAGCUGUUUGUGGUUGCUCGCCAGCAAGGCACUCGCUUCAGGAGAGCCACCACUGUGGACAGCUACACUGUCCAGAUGGUGAGUAUCCGUCGAGUGAUGGGUCAGAAGAACCCAGCAGAGAUGACCUACUACGUUCAGCUCAACGGUCUUCCCUUACCGGGCACGUCAGCCGCCAAGGUCCUGAACACGCUGGACUCUCAGACCAUGGCCCUCACACUGGGUUACUUCAUUCAGCUGCAGGCUGAACCUGUGGUGAAGAAUCCUCCAAACAAUCUGUGGAUCAUCGCAGCGGUGCUGGCCCCUAUCGCCGUGGUAACACUCAUCAUCAUCAUCAUCACCGCCGUGCUCUGCCGGAAGAACAAGAGCGACUUCAAAGCCGACGCCAUGGGCAACCUUAACCCCCGUGUCAAGACGUCAUAUCGGAGGGAUGUUACAGGAUAUUACCACCAGCCUGUCCAGGGGUUUGACUAUGCCAAGCAGCACCUGGGCCGCGUGCAGGGUGGGGAGGGAGAGACCCUCCCCGUGACCCAGGACACCCUGGUGCUGCCCCUGCCCAUCCGGGAAGCUCCUCUCUCCCUCUCCCUGGAGAAGGCCCUGCACCAGGACGGCACCGCCAACAAGAAGACCCUCAACUCGGACAUACGCAAGAGCAGGUUGCCGAGCGAGGACGGUUCCGUCAUCAGCAACGAAUCAGAGAAGCUCAACUCUGGUCGGGGCUCGGCGGCUCAGAAAGUCACAGCACAGCAGAAAUUGACAAAGGAGGAGACACGCAAGAAGAACGAUCCCUACGACACCUCGUUUGGUUCCCUGCAGCUUAUUUCCAUAAAGCCCAUGACUGCUCCGCCCACCUAUUCACACCCCGCCUCCUCUGACCGCAGCCAAGACUCAGCCAUCCUCAAUGGAAAUGGAGAGGUGAACCUAGCUCUGAAGCAGAAGUCCGACAUAGAGCACUACAGGAACAAGCUGAGGCUGAAGGCCAAGAGGAAAGGGUACUAUGACUUCCCCUCAGCGGACGGCAGCGGGAGGGGUAGCAGGGCGCUGGCACAGAGGCAGAGACACGGACAUGAGAGGGCACCUGGAGAGCAUGGCCCACCACUGGAGCCUGAUGAAGACCGAGCAUCCACCUACGUCAAGUCCAGCAGGAGACACUCUCAGGUGAGGCAGCGGACCUAUCGGAGCAGGCAGAGCCUGAACAGCCCGAGUACCGGAGGAACAGAGAUGGACCUGCUGGUUAUGAGGGAGAGACCCAGGAGAGGCAUCAGGAACAGCGGCUAUGACACUGAACCGGAGCUGAUUGAGGAGACCAACGUGGAUCGUCUGAUUGGCCCGCGGGGGGGUUAUGUCUGCCCCAGAGGGGUCAAAGGUCACUCAGAGACCUCCACGUUGAGCUCCCAGCCGUCCAUCGACGAGGUACGCCAGCAGAUGCACCUGCUCUUGGAGGAGGCCUUCAGCCUGGCCUCAGGGGGACACUCCUCCACAGCCGGACGCCACCACCACUCCCAUCAUCCCCACCCCCACCACGGUUACCACCACGGCCACUACAGCCCCGGACCUCCACCCCUGCCCUACUCUGACGUGGUGACCAGUGCCCCGGGAACCAUGAGCCGUGGCCGGGGAGGAGGACUGCAGUGGGUGCCGGCCACGGAGCAGACAUGUAUCAGAAACCCCAUCACAGCGGUGUACGCCAUCCCAGCCUCGCGGUCGGGUUACUCUGAGUACUUUGCCUCCACGCCUCCGUCCUCCUACCACAGCCCAUCCUGGAUGUCCUACCCCCCCGAGCCUGAGGACGUGCCUCCCCAGUGGGCUGACUCUGUAAGAACCCCCCUACUCUCCACACUCACCGCGUGGCUCUCCCGGGGGUACGUGGAGGCCUUCCCUCAUCCCCGCUACCCUCAAGGCAGCUCCCCCAGACUCCCCCUACACUACGGCCAGGCCAUGGAGCCACCCCCCACCCCGACCACCGCCGCGUCCCAGCAGAGCCUGCCCGAUACGGGGGAGCAGAGAGACAGAGUCCCCCUCAGCAGUCUCUCCACAUCUGCCCUGGUCCAGGCCAUCCGCCAGGAGGUGGCAAAGCUGGCCAAGAAGCAGACAGACAUGUUUGAGUUCCAGGUGUAA